This is a messenger RNA of Lolium rigidum, 2097 nucleotides long. Its product is annotated as pentatricopeptide repeat-containing protein At4g14050, mitochondrial-like. Bases 1 to 1836 code for a protein of 611 amino acids. Gene Ontology annotation, biological process: RNA modification. The record is from RefSeq and is a predicted model, not a curated record. Gene Ontology annotation, molecular function: RNA binding; protein binding; zinc ion binding. Lineage: Eukaryota; Viridiplantae; Streptophyta; Magnoliopsida; Poales; Poaceae. The transcript has a single exon.
AUGCUCUCUCCCGCCGCCGCCGUCGUUGCGGCCGUUCGUGCGGCGGCGGGUUCGCGGCCGGCCGUACGCUGCGCCCACGCAACUCUACUCAAGGAGGGCCUGGCUCUCCACCCUCCCGCGCCGUCCCUCCUUGUCUCCGCCUAUGCCAAAUGCCGCCUGCUCCCCGACGCCCGUCAACUGUUCGACGAAUCCCCGCAGCGGGAUCUGCACCUCUACUCGUCACUCCUCGCUGCCAUAUCCAACUCCGACUCUCCCGCCCUUGUUCUACCUCUGCUCCGCCGCAUGCUCUCGGUAGAUGCCCUCCAACCCGACCAUUUUGUGCUUGCUUCCAUCGCCAGUGCCUCCGCCAGGUUGCGCAGCCUCAGUCUUGGUAAGCAGGUACAUGGACAUUUUGUUGCUUCCCCAUAUAGCGACGACAACGUUGUCAAGUCAUCGCUUAUCGACAUGUACUGCAAAUGUGGUGUCCCGGAAGAAGCCAGGAAGGUGUUUGACAGUAUGACUGCCAAGAACAAUGUCGUGUGGACUGCGCUUGUUUCUGGGUACGCGUCAAACGGCUAUACUGACGAGGCGCUACAGCUCUUUCGGAGCAUGCCUGGACGCGGAGGCCUCUUUACAUGGACUGCGCUCAUAUCAGGAUUUGUAAAAGCUGGCGAGUGUGUUAGAGCGGUGGAGCUGUUUGUUGAUAUGAGGCGAGAUGGCGUCACUAUUGAUGAUGCGUUUUUGUUGUCAGCUAUAACUGGUGGAGCUGCAGACCUGGCUGCACUUGUUAUGGGAAGGCAGUUGCAUGGUUUAUCCAUGAGGCUUGGGUUCUUGUCCAGCAUGAUGGUUGGGAAUGCGUUGGUUGACAUGUAUUCCAAAUGUAGCGACAUACACUCUGCUAGAGAAGUUUUUGAAGAGAUUACAGUGUGUGACAUCAUCUCGUGGACGACAAUGAUUGUCGGAGAGGCACAACAUGGUCGAGCUGAGGACGCUUUUGCUCUUUAUGACCGGAUGGUUCUUGCAGGAGUGAAGCCCAAUGAAGUGACCUUUGUAGGGCUGAUUUACGCCUGUAGCCAUGCUGGUCUUGUUCAGAAAGGGCGCCAAUUGUUUGACUCGGUGAAGCAGGAGUAUGGCAUCAAUCCUGGAUUGCAACUCUACACAUGCUACAUAGAUCUUCUUAGUCGCUCGGGCCAUUUAUCAGAAGCUGAAGAACUCAUCACUAGGAUGCCAUAUGAACCUGAUGAAGCUGUUUGGGGGUCCCUACUGAGCGCAUGCAAGAAACACAACAAUGCUGAAAUGUCUAUUAGGGUUGCUGAUAACCUAUUGGAGCUUAGACCAAAAUAUCCAUCAACAUAUGUCUUGUUAUCUAAUGUUUAUGCAGUGAAUGGCAAGUGGGGUUCUGUGGACACUGUAAGAAAGCUGAUGACUAAUACAAAGAUACUGAAAGAGCCUGGGUAUAGCAGGAUUGAUGUUGGAAGAGAAUCUCGUCUGUUUCAUGCUGGGGAAGUGCCACUUGAUAUGAGAGAAGCAAUUCUAGCUUUUCUUGAUGAAUUGGUCGUGGAAAUGCGCCAGAGGGGGUAUGUCCCUGAUACCAGUUCCGUGAUGCAUGAUUUAGAGGAGCAUGAAAAGGAGCAUCAUCUGUUCCUGCACAGUGAGAGACUGGCUGUUGCCUUUGGAAUCCUCAAGUCUCCACCGGGAUCAGUGAUCCGCGUGGUGAAGAACCUCCGGGUCUGUGAGGACUGUCAUACAGUGAUGAAGUUGAUGAGUGAAAUUUUCCAGAGGAAGAUCAGUGUGAGAGAUGCUAGUCGCUUUCACCAUUUUGAAGAUGGGAAGUGCUCUUGUAGCGACUUCUGGUAGCUGAUCUGCUGGCGUUCAGUUGUCCGUCUAGUCCUCUAGGCUCUAGCUACGGUAUAAGAUCUUACCUUGCUUUUGCAGUGUACUUCUUUGUCAUGCCUAAAAAGACAUGUAUGAAGUACCUUUUGCAGUGGACCUUGGCAUACUUCAAACUAGAACGAUCAUCUUCGCAAUUUGGAGAGAUGAUAGUAGUCAAAGAUCAUGUAGUUCACUUACUGUAAGUUUUCUCAUUUCUGUUCUGCUGGGCACUUGUUUUAGUAUAAG